Messenger RNA from Polyodon spathula (Mississippi paddlefish), 2373 nucleotides. Its product is annotated as homeobox and leucine zipper protein Homez-like. Gene Ontology annotation, biological process: regulation of transcription by RNA polymerase II. The record is from RefSeq and is a predicted model, not a curated record. Lineage: Eukaryota; Metazoa; Chordata; Actinopteri; Acipenseriformes; Polyodontidae. Gene Ontology annotation, molecular function: DNA-binding transcription factor activity, RNA polymerase II-specific; DNA binding. Bases 98 to 2245 code for a protein of 715 amino acids. Gene Ontology annotation, cellular component: nucleus. The transcript has a single exon.
CCCCCCCCCCCCCCCCCAAAACAAAAAUCUGCAUACGCCAUCAUUCUCCCGUACCCCUAUUUUUUUUUUUUUUUUAGUUUUCCCCGGGUGUCGGGGUAUGUCUACAAGUAAGCUGACGUUGGACUGCCGAGACAGGAAGUCAACAAACAAAAUGUCAGCUGAAAACAAAGAGCUUUUCUCCUUGCAGUGGGAGCCUUACCCCCUCACCGCGGGGGCGAGAGAGACCCGCCAGAACGAGGGACCGCUGGCUUCAGACUCGGACUCCGAAGGGUCGUUGGCCCGCGGCUACCGCUGCAGGCUCUGCAGCUACGAGACCAGAGAGCUGUCCAGCUUCAGCGAGCACCUGAGAGCGACGCACCCCAUUGAUCUCAAAAGACCGUCUGCCGGCAACCCCGAAACCGCGCCGCGCAACGGAGAAAUCCUUCCCCCCGGGCCUGGGAGGAAAAGCGAGGGGGGCAGUAAAGAUCGCGACGUCGUCGCCGUCCCGGGGAAGCGCAAGCGGAAAUUGCUGACCGUGCCUAAGGAAGACCCCCGGGGAAAAGUCAAGACCCCUAAGCUGCCUCAGAAAAACUCAGCCGCUAAUUUCAGUACCAACCACAACUCUGUGGUCUGCCUCCCGCUGGUCUCCGAGGGACUGAAGCUGGUGUGGACCCAGUCUGACCAGACCAGCGCUCUGGAUUCGGAUGACGGGCUGGUGGAGGCGUUCAACCGGUUCCCUUACCCGUCGGCUGGGGAGAUCCAGCAGCUGUGCAGGGCCUCGGGGCUGCCCCUGGACAAGGUGAAGGUCUGGUUCAUGGUGCAGAGGAUCAAGUACGGAAUCAGCUGGUCUUCGGAAGAGAUCGAGGAGACGAGGCUCAAGCUGGGGCAGGUCAAAGGAGAGGAGGAGGGCGAAGAGGAGGAGGAGGAGGAGGGGGCUGUCGAUUUAGGGGAGGAAGUGAACGGCCUCGAACGAAACGGGGUGGCGAAAACGGAGGAGAACGGGAACACCCGCCUCUCGCUGACCAACGGCUUGAAACCCGAGCUGCAGGGAGGGAGUGCCUGCCCCGUCGCCGCGACGACCGGCGCCAACGGAGCGGCGACCGGGAGCGUUAAGAAGAGCAGCCGGGAUGUUUCCUCAUCUCCUCUGUCGGCGAGCAGUGCGCCGCAAGCUCCUGUUUCUUCCCCUUCCCCGGCCAGCGGCCGCUACAAGAAGUCAAAAGCCCAGCUAGCGGCGCUCCGGUCCAGUUUCGGCGGACAGCACUUCCCCAGCGAGACGGAGCUGCGCCGGCUGCAGGACGAGACAGGUCUGACUCGCAACGAGAUCCGCAAGUGGUUCAGCGACAGCCGCUACCAGCUCAAGAAUAACCGGGCGUCUGGAGGGAACCCCGCUCCCGGCAUCCCUGUUGCCAGUCCCAACCCCAACCCCAGCUCCUUCUUUGAAUCCUUCCUGAACCGCAGCCUGGAGGCGGUGCGCGGGCUGGGGAGUGCCGAGGAGGAAGGGCCGGCGGGAGGAGGAGGAGGAGGAGGAGAAGGAGAAGGAGAAGGAGAGGCGGAGGAGAGGCUUCCUGUCGAAGAGAAGUCGGAACCAGGGCCGAUGCAGCAGACCCCGCUGCAGGGCAAUAGCAGAUCGAGGACUUGCGCCAGGAAGGGAAAAUCUACUCCCGUCUCCUUGCCGGGCCCCUCCCCCUCUGACCCGCCGGGCCCCUCCCCCCUGACCCCCAGCGGUCGCCGACGCAAGACCAAAGAGCAGCUGGCCAUCCUCAAAGCGUUCUUCCUGCGCUGCCAGUGGCCUCUGAGCUCCGAUUACUCACAGCUAGUGCUGGAGAGCGGGCUGCCGAGACCAGACGUGAUCCAGUGGUUCGGGGACACGAGGUACGCAGUCAAGAACGGCCAGCUGCGGUGGGUGAGGGGGGCGGGGGCAGGCUCGGACAUUGCUUCCGACAUCCUGCAGCAGCAGCAGCAGAGCGCUCCCCACAUCGCCGCUGCCCCCAGCAACGGCAGGGCGAAACGGAGGAGGGAGGGUGGGAGCAACGCGGGGGUCAGGCAGGGAGCCAGUGCCGAUGCUGCGGCCCCGGGUUCGAACCCCAGUGUUGACAUGCGCCCCCUGGAGAGGUAUUUGAGCUCCACAGGGUUCCUGCAGGAGCGAGAUUUGGACCUUUUGUGCAAAAAGUCGAGGAUGACUUACCAGCAAGUACGGGACUGGUUUCUGUGCCAGCAGCUGGGCAUGGCGGAGGUAGAGGUGGAUAUUAGCGACGGGGAGGAGUGAGGGGGGAGGGACUUUUUAUACAACUGCUUUUACAGCGUUUCUGUUUUCCCCCAUCACUAACUUUUACAGCACCUUCCGUUUUUAAAUAUUUUUUUUUCUUUCCACAGUUUGGUCAUGUUGACAGAAAA